Setaria italica (foxtail millet) is the source of this 700-nucleotide messenger RNA. RefSeq names its product 22 kDa alpha-zein 8-like. The transcript has a single exon. The coding region runs from base 43 to 603 and encodes 186 amino acids. NCBI's taxonomy places the organism in Eukaryota, Viridiplantae, Streptophyta, Magnoliopsida, Poales, Poaceae. The record is from RefSeq and is a predicted model, not a curated record. Gene Ontology annotation, molecular function: nutrient reservoir activity.
CAAACCUAAACACUGAAAAGCAUUAGCAAACUCUCAGCAAAGAUGGCAGCUAAGAUAUUUGCCUUCUUUGCUCUCCUUGCUCUCUCGGCAAGCGUUGCUUCUGCGUACAUUUCACCAGUGAGUGCUCUUGCCGCAACCGCUAGCCCCCUAUACUUGCCCCAAGCUACUACUACUCUGUUGCCAAAUGUGUUCAACCAACUGGCUUUGGCAAACCCCAUCACCGCUGCCUACUGGCGGCAACAACAAUUCCUACCAAACAUCUUCAACCAAAUGGCUCUGGCAAACCCCAUCACCGCUGCCUACUGGCAGCAACAACAGUUCCUGCCAAACGUGUUCAACCAACUAGCUCUAACAAGUCCUAUCACCCACUGGCAGCAGCAACAACUGUUGUCCAGCGUGUUCAACCAAGUGGCUUCGGUGAACCCCAUCACCACUACCUACUGGCAACAACAACGAUUGCUGCCAAACGUGUUCAACCAACUAGCUCUGACGAGUCCUAUCGCCCACUGGCAGCAACAACAACUGGUAUCUAGCGUGUUCAACCAAGUGGCUUUGGCAAACCCCUACUUGCAGCAGCCCUUCAUUGGUGGUGCCAUCUUCUAAAUGAUGUAUGAGUUUGUACUCCAAUAAUAAAGUUUCACAUGCCAAUAGUCAUGAAUUAUCAUAAAUAAUAAACAAAGAUGAUUUAUUGGCAUCCUUU